CACACACACACACAGUGUGCGUCCUCAGAGGCGUGAGACCGCAGAGUGAGUGCGAGGGGCUGCCGUGGGCGGCUCGCCGGUGCGCCCCGGCACAGACACGGACCGGCUCCCCGAAGGACGAGUCGUCAUCUAGGUGGUUGGGAAAAGAAAGGGGAUAUUUAAGUAGCCCUAUCUCUAUUUUAAAGAAAUUGAAUUUGAAAUUUACAACUUUUCCAGAAGAAAGCUCUAGGCUAAGAUGGCUUCCUGGUGAAUUUUCUCAAAAAUAGGAGAGAGAAAAAACCCAACACAAGUACCCAGACCUUAGAGGACGAAGGAGCACUUUGCAACUCCUUUCAUAAGGCCAGCAUGGCCUUGGGAGCAAAAGCAGACCAGGACCCUCCGGGAAAAUGGUGAACAGAUCAGUGUCCCUCACAGACUAGCAGUAAGUUGAACCUAGCGAUGAGAGCAUCCUGAUUGCAGAGGGUGCUGGGCCUGUGACUGGAGGGGGUAGGAUGUCCUGAGGGUUUUCUAGGGUCAUGGGAAGGGGCCAGUGGAGGGGAGGCCUUCUCUCGGCUGGGGGCAGAGGCCUCCACCCUGGGAGUCCUGGCAUCUCCCGUGCACCCGUGCGCCGUGGGCCCUGUCUGCGCCUCCGUGGUCCUUGUCUAACGUGAGAGGCUGUGAGUCCAGACCCUGGGUUUUUCUCAGGUUGUGUAAGGUACAGUCCUGUCUUCCACAAACCCGACUCUAGGAUUCUCUGCUUGCUUCCUCCUGCUAACUUGGCAGCCUGGGGAGACGAUGCUUUGUUCAGCCUGGAGGCCCGGCACCCGCACCCCAGGGCCCUUGAUGCUGCGUGCUGUCAGGGCCGGAGGGCUGUCGCGGCUGUGGGGGCUGUGGGGGCUGUCGGGGCUGUGGGGGCUGUGGGGGCUGUCGGGGCUGGAGGGCUGUCGGGGCUGGAGGGCGUGCUGCCUCCUUGGUCAGACUGUGUCCAGUCCGGAGGAGCAGGAGACGACGUGUCUGCGGCCUCACAGCUGCCGAGAAGCACGAGCGGGAGCUCUAGAGCUGGGAGCAGAGCUCAUGUACCCUCCUGGGCACUUCCCGGGCGGACCAGGCAUUGGGGUGGGCUCAGCCGUGCUCCCACCAGCCGGGGUCUGAAAUCUGCCCCCCGGCGGGGCUCUGGGAGCUCGGGUCUGCGUGGGGUCUGCUUGGCGCUUGUGCCUGGUCCGGGGAGCCUUCCAUUAGGUCCAGUAACGGCCUGUGUUCCACUCGGCCCCAGUCCGGAGCCUUCCUCACAAGUGGGCAGUGUGGGUGGUGGGCGGCCUCCAACUGGUAGCCCUGCAGAGCCGGCCUGGAGUCCCGGGGCUGGGGCCUGUUGGGGACCCCGAGCUUGUCUCCCGCUGCCCCUCCUUCCUUAAGUGUGCGUCCCGGGGUGCACCCCAAUACGCGUGCCCGUGCACCAGGCACCGGCCCAGGUUCUGGGGCACAGAGCAGGGAGCCGCCCGAGAACCGUGUUGGGGGCUGAGGGCUCAUGGGGAGGGACGCCACCAGUCACGCAGGGUGAAGGCAGAGGCCCCCCGAGGCCCGUGCCCCGUGGUGUGGAUGGCCCGACAGGCCCCUCCGCCCGGGCCUCUGGCUGCUCCUAGGAGGUGCCAGCACAGUCCUGUAGCGAGCUGAGCGUCCUGGUGUGUCCGCGCUGGCCCCAGGGGCAGGGUCUGUGGAGAAGUGGGUGGCCUGGCGGGGGCGGGGGACCGGCUCUUUAAGAGCGGGCGACAUCACAAGGCUGCGGAAGGCCGGGCCGCCCUGGAGCUCCGAGGCCCGGGCCGCAUCUGGAGCGCCUGCGGGCUCUGGCUUUCCACCUCCAUGGGGCCGCAGGCCCACACGUGAGCACGCGAGGACGUGGCCAUGGCCGAGGGCAGCGAGCUGAUGCACAGGCUCCUGAGCGAGAAUGCGGAUCUGAAGAAGCAGGUGCGCCUCCUGAAGGAGAACCAGAUGCUCAAGCGCCUGCUCAGCGAGAGCUGCCCCGACCGCUGUGGCCUCGGGGGCCGCGACCUCCUCUUCACCAAAGGGCCCGCCUACCCCGAGGACGGCUCCCCCGGGAGCGCAGGUCUGAGCAAGCCGAGACCCAGUUCCCCAUUCUGCUGCACGUCCUCAGUUGCAGACUUUGGAAGGUUCGCCAGUGCCCCCGACGCACGCUCCCAGCUGCAGACGUCCUCCCUGGAGGACCUGCUGUGCUCGCACGCCCCCAUCUCCAGUGAGGACGACGCUUCCCCCGGCUGUGCGACCUCCGGCCAGGUGCCCUUCAAGGCGUUCCUCAGUUCCCCCGAGCUGCGUGCGCCCCGAGGCGCUGACAGGAAGCUGUCCCCACUCCUGAGCCCCUUGCAGGACCCGCUGGCGGACAAGACCCUGCUGGAGCCCAGGGAGAUGGUCCGGCCCAAGAAAGUGUGCUUCUCGGAGAGCAGCCUGCCCUCUGGGGACAGGACCAGGAGGAGCUACUACCUUAACGGGCUGGGAAGAGAGACUGGCUCCUGGUGGGCGACACGUAUUAACAUGGAAGGGAAUUUGCAGCCCGCACCGCCGUGCUCCUCCUGUGCCCUGAUGUGCUGCUGUGCCAUCAGCCUGUUCUCAGCUCUAACUCCUGGGAAGCUUCUGCAGCCUUGCAAAGUGACUACGGAGGGAGCAUACCACAGCUGCAAUAUGCCUGCUGAAAGACAGCGAAGAGGACUUGUAGGUGCAGACGCGUGUCGUGUUCACGGACCAGAAGUCUUCAUGUUGUUAAGACGGCAGCACUCUCCGAACUGAUAUGCAAACUCAGCAGAAAUCCCUGUAAAAAUCCCGGCCGGCUUCUUUGCAGAAACAGACAAACAUCUUGAAAUCAGUUGUAGAGGUAAGAGGUAAGGGACCCAGAAGAGGCUAAUGAGUCUUGAGAAAGGAGAACGACACUGGAGGAGCCACACUUUCCAGUUCCCGAACUUGCUGCAGAGCUUCGGGAAUGCCGGCAGCGGGCGUCCGAAGGCCCGGCGUGGAGUAGUGGAGUAGAACCGAGUCCAGAAACCAGCCCAAGCGCCCGCAGGCUUCCUGUGCAGGAAGGACAGUGCCACGGGGAGAGGACGGUCUUUGCAACAAACAGUGCUGGGACGAGUGAGCAAACACGCACGAGAGCGCCGCCGGCCCUCGCUCCACAAACGAAAAGUAACUCAAAAUGUGUCAAAGACUUGAAAGAUCUGGAAGAGCCAAAGCCAUAAAACUCUUAGAGGAAAACACAGAGAUAAAACCUACGACCUUGGAUCUGGCGAGAGACUUUCAGAUGUGACACCAAAAGCAUGAGCCACAAAAGGAUAAGUAUAUACUCUGGGCUUUACCAGAAGCAAACACGUACAAAUUUCGAAGGAACAUAUUUCGUGAAAGCGAAUUCAACCCGCAGAGCGGGAGAAGAUACUUGCCAGUCGGAGGUGGAGGCGCUGGUAUCCCAGACACGUGAGAAUUCUCCGCAGUCCGGCGGUAGGAAGACAAUGCAGUUAAAGAUGGGCCAAGACUGCGACGGAACAUGUCCCCAAAGAGGACACACGAGCGGAGGACAAGCGCAUGAAGAGACGCCCGGUAUCGCGGGACCGCAGCACCGUGAGAGGCCGCCGCACGCCCCGAGGGGGCUGCCACAAAAACGAGGGACAGACGCAGGCGUUGGUGACAAGGUGGCGACGGAACGCACCUACGUUGUUGCUGUAGAUGCGGUUUGCCGUUUCACCAAAAGUUAAACGUAGAAUCACCACGUGUCCCAGAAUCCAGUCCCGGGGGUGUAUGCAGAGGGCCUGAGAACGUCUGACCACGCAGAGGUUUUCACAUGAAGGUCUAGCGGCCUUGUCAUUGUCCCCCCGAGCCUGUCGGUGACAGAUGCAUAACUGGAAUGGGGUCCGGCCACACGACGCGACGUUCCUCAGUGUAGACGGGAAUGCAGUGCUGUCCUGGCUGUCGUGUGGACGGACUCGGGGACAGUCGUAUGGACGGAGCUCGGGGACAGUCGUGUGGAUGGAGCUCGGGGACAGCUGCAUGGGCGUCAGACUCGGGGCCACACGCUGUGUUACAACACGGGUGGGGUGUCCGGCACAGAUGCAUCCCCAGGGACCGGAAGCGCACCAGUGUUCUCAGGGGCUGGGGGUGUCGUGUGACGGCGGCAGGUGCCGGUUUUGUUUCGGCUCUGGGUCGGGGUGGCCACUGUGUGACUCGGUGGGUGCAGAAGGACGUCUGAAUCGCACACUUGAAGAGGGAAUUUUGUGCUGUGUGAACUGUUGCUCAGAAACGAUAUUCGGGGAGGUGUCAGGCUGCGUCGGGAGCCGCGUCCCGUCCUGCGGCUGCAGUCUGUGGCCCUGUCCCCAGCACGUCACACCAGCCUUUUUCCUCGGCCCUCAGGAGCCUCAGGUCCUCACUGGCUUCCCCCACCCGGGGACCCUUCAUCCUCAGCACCCCCCCACCCCUGCCACCGCGCGUGGCUGUGGGCCAUUCGGCUCCGGUGGGUCCCUCGCCCACGGCACCCACACCGUUGGGGCCCCUCCCACUCCUCCGCCUGCUCCUCUCUCUCCCUCAUCCUCCUGGGUCAGCCGCCUCCCCUGGGUGAGAAGCUGGGGCUGCGGGCUGGUAGCUGCUGGGAGGGGCCCCCUUGCUCCCGGGGUGCGACUGGCCGGGCAGCCUGCUGGCGCCGGUGCUUAGGCGGCCCCUGGCCCUGGAUGAGGCCAAGGAGGGCAGCCGCUGCCGUGGCUGCAGGCACAGCCAGUCGGCCCCGCAGCAUUCACGGCACAGACGGCUCUGCGGGCGCCUCUCCGGGGCUGCGUGGGGCGUCCUAAGUGUUGGGCUGUAGCCUUUUGGGUCACCCGGUCUGUGCAUGCACGGUCUGCCCGCUGGCUGGACCCCGCUGGCGGCUCCCGGUCUGCGCCCUGGAGGGUGGGCCUCGUGCUCGGGUUUGG
Mustela lutreola (European mink) is the source of this 4931-nucleotide messenger RNA. RefSeq names its product spermatogenesis and centriole associated 1 like (gene SPATC1L). The transcript is spliced from 4 exons. The record is from RefSeq and is a predicted model, not a curated record. The coding region runs from base 1879 to 2775 and encodes 298 amino acids. Lineage: Eukaryota; Metazoa; Chordata; Mammalia; Carnivora; Mustelidae.